Messenger RNA from Macrosteles quadrilineatus (aster leafhopper), 3106 nucleotides. RefSeq names its product zinc finger protein 99-like. Gene Ontology annotation, molecular function: DNA-binding transcription factor activity, RNA polymerase II-specific; RNA polymerase II transcription regulatory region sequence-specific DNA binding. Lineage: Eukaryota; Metazoa; Arthropoda; Insecta; Hemiptera; Cicadellidae. The coding region runs from base 450 to 2324 and encodes 624 amino acids. Gene Ontology annotation, biological process: regulation of transcription by RNA polymerase II. The record is from RefSeq and is a predicted model, not a curated record. The transcript has a single exon. Gene Ontology annotation, cellular component: nucleus.
AAAAAAGGUAUUAAGUUUCUAUUGAACACUAUAAAGAAUCAAUAAAGUCAAUAACUACUUUGUAAAACUAUAACUAAGCCUCUAUAUUAUAAUUAAUAUUUAAUAUAAGAUUUGAUAAAUGUUUAAAAGUAAAAAAAACUGAUAAUUUAUUUAAAUAGGCCAAGUAAUAUAAUACAAUUGAACUUAAGAGACAAGUAAAAGAAGUAGGCCUACGGUAACAUUCUACAUCUAUAUCGUACAAUAAGUUAUACAAAUCAGUUAUGAGAUUAGAGCAAGAUAUGUCUAAAAAUUAAAUGAGACCUAUAAAUAUAACUUUUGAACAUUUAACAAUAUCUUCAAACAGGGGAAAUAUUUUAAUGGACAUACAAAGUAUUCUGUCUUAAUGAGUAAUUAAUUAGCGACUAGGUUAUCUGAUAAGUUCCAUAAAGCAAGAUAGUAAAAAGUUAAAAAUGUUAAAAAUCACUAAAAAGCUUUCUAAUCAGUGUCCAUUAUGUAGAAAGAUCUUUUCAUGUCAGACAAAAAUGAGGAAUCAUAUAUUGAAGCAUACAGGUGAGCGUCCCUUUAAAUGUUUGAAAUGUGAGAAAACAUUUAUCCGACUAGAUCAAGUAACGAGUCAUUUAAUGAUGCAUUCUGGAGAGCGGCCUUUUAAGUGCAAUACUUGUGAAAAAACCUUCACAACCAAAAAAGGUAUGGACAGUCAUAAAUUAGUUCAUACGGAAGAGAGACCUUAUACCUGCACUGCAUGUGGAAAAUCCUUCAGAUUUAAAAGCAAUUUGAAGGUACAUACAUUGCUUCAUAUGGGACAGCGACCUUAUAAGUGCACUUCAUGUGGAAAAUCCUUCAAAAACCAGAGCAAUAUGAAAUUACAUACAUUGGUUCAUACUACUGUAGAGCGACCUUAUAAGUGUAAUACAUGUGGAAAAUCCUUCAAAUUUAAGAGAAUUUUGAAGAACCAUACAUUGGUUCAUACUGUAGAAAGACCUCAUAAAUGUGAUACAUGUGGAAAAUCCUUUACAGCCAAAAAAUAUUUGAAGAUACAUACAUUGGUUCAUACUGGAGAGCUACCUUACAAGUGCACUACAUGUGGAAAAUCCUUUAGAUACAAAAAUGGUAUUACGAAACAUAAAUUUUCCCAUACUGGAGAGCUGCCUUAUAAGUGCAUUACAUGUGGAAAAUCAUUCACAAGCAAAAGCUAUAUGAAGGAACAUAAAUUGAUUCAUACUGGGGAUGGAGCUUAUAAGUGCAAUAUAUGUGGAAAAUCCUUCAUAUCCAAUUCAAAAAUGAAGAAACAUACAUUGGUUCAUGCAGGAGAGAGACCUUUUGAGUGCACUACAUGUGGAAAAUCUUUUAGAAGCAAAAGUAGUUUGAAGGAACAUAUAUUUGAACAUACUGGAGAGCGACCUUAUAAGUGUACUACGUGUGGAAAAUCCUUUAAAGCUAAAAAUAAUUUGAGGAAACAUACAUUUGUUCAUACUAGAGUCCGACCUUAUAAAUGUACUACAUGCAGAAAGACUUUUAUAACCAUUGGCCAACUGAAGAGACAUACAUUGGUUCAUACUGGAGAGCGGCCUUAUAAGUGCAAUACAUGCGGAAAAUCCUUUACAUUCAAACCCGACUUGAAGAAACAUACAUUGGUUCAUACUGGAGAGCGACCUUAUAAGUGUACUACUUGCGGAAAAUCCUUCACAACCAAUAGUUUCAUGAAACGACAUGCAUUUGUUCACACUGGAGACAGACCUUAUAAAUGCAAUACCUGCAAAAAGUCCUUUAUAACCAGUGGCCACUUGAAGAGACAUAAAUUGAUUCAUACUGAAGAAAAACCGUAUACGUGUCAUACAUGUGGAAAAUCCUUUACCGAAAAAACUAACUUGAAGAAUCAUACAUUGGUUCAUACUGGAGAGCGACCUUAUAAGUGCACUAUUUGCGGAAAAUUUUUCUCAACCAAUAGUAUAAUGAAGACACAUACAUUGAUUCAUACUGGAGAGCGACCUUAUAAGUGCACUACUUGCGGAAAAUCCUUCACAACCAAAAGUAUAAUGCAGACACAUUCAUUGAUUCAUACUGGAGAACGACCUUAUAAGUGCACUAUUUGCGGAAAAUCCUUCUCAACUAAUUGUGCAAUGAAGAAACAUACAUUGAUUCAUACUGGAGAGCGACCUUAUAAGUGCACUACUUGCGGAAAAUCCUUCUCAACCAAAAGUAUAAUGCAGACACAUUCAUUGGUUCAUACUGGAGAACGACCUUAUAAGUGCACUAUUUGCGGAAAAUCCUUCUCAACCAAUAGUGUAAUGAAGAAACAUACAAUGGUUCAUGCAGGAGUUUGACCGUAUAAGUUCACUUCAUAAAAAUCCUUCAGAGCCGAAAGUAAUAUGAAUGAACAUGCAUUAGCAUAUACCGGAGAGCGAUGAAUGCACCACAAUUGCAAACUUCUUAAGAAUUAUAAAACCUUUGAUGUAACAAAAAUCUGUUCAAACCGGAAAAUGACUCACAUACGUUCAUUACAUAGGAAAAAAUCUUACACCUAAAUGCUAUUUAAAGGAACACUAGUAGCAAGCGUCACUUUGUAAUUUCAGAAUCCAUUACAUUUUUUCAUUAAUGUACAAUUAAUGCUCUGAGCUAAAUUAAUUAUCUAUUUUAUACGUGAUAAUCAUUAACUUAUCACUGACUUAUUUUUAAGCAAACCCUGAACAUAACAUUGUUAUUAUUAGUUUUUUCCAAUACAAUAUAAAAUCACGCAUAAAUAAAUGGUAUCAGAAAUCUGACGUAUACUUUCUCCCAUAAGCUUGUCAACAACCUUUAACCUCAACAACCUCUAAAGGUUUUUAGAUCAUGUGAGCUAUGAUAAUUUUGUAGGAAAUAAUCACAAAAGUUGUUAUAACUUUUGAACAGUAAUUGUUACAGUAAUGGGGAUUGCAUUAUUUUGUUUAGAAUUAUAAGGACCAUAACACAUUAAUUUUAAUAAAAUACCCCCGCCGCAGCAAACCUGCAGACUAAGCGAAUUUCCAUUUGCCUGAUUGGAUUUACACUAAAAUGUCUCCUUAAAAAUAUUACAUUUAUUCCCUAUUUAAAUAGCAUUUGUUUAACAAGUACCUACUUAGGUUUGCUG